GCCGCUCUGGCCCGCGUGGCGCACUCGUCCGCGUCUCGCUGAUGAUGACGCACGUCCGGGGCGGUAGGGAAGGCAAGAUGGCGGCGCCCAUGGAGGUGGCCGUGUGUACGGAUUCCGCAGCCCCGAUGUGGAGCUGCAUCGUGUGGGAACUGCACUCGGGCGCCAACCUGCUCACCUACCGCGGCGGCCAGGCGGGACCCCACGGCCUGGCGCUGCUCAAUGGCGAGUAUCUGCUGGCGGCGCAGCUGGGCAAGAACUACAUCAGCGCCUGGGAGCUGCAGCGGAAGGACCAGCUCCAGCAGAAGAUCAUGUGCCCUGGGCCUGUCACCUGUCUGACCACGUCACCCAACGGUCUCUACGUCCUGGCAGGAGUUGCAGAAAGCAUCCACCUGUGGGAGGUCUCCACCGGGAACCUUCUGGUCAUCCUGAGUCGACAUUACCAGGACAUCUCCUGCCUGCAGUUCACAGGGGACAGCAGCCACUUCAUCUCAGGGGGCAAGGACUGCCUGGUGCUGGCUUGGAGCCUCUGCAGCGUGCUGCAGGCCGACCCCUCUAGGAUCCCAGCGCCCCGGCACGUCUGGUCUCACCACACGCUCCCCAUCACGGACCUGCACUGUGGCUUUGGGGGCCCCCUGGCCCGGGUGGCCACCUCCUCACUGGACCAGACGGUGAAGCUGUGGGAGGUCUCCUCCGGGGAGCUGCUCCUCUCCGUCCUCUUCGAUGUGUCCAUCAUGGCGGUGACCAUGGACCUGGCUGAGCACCACAUGUUCUGCGGCGGCAGCGAGGGCUCCAUCUUCCAGGUCGAUCUCUUCACCUGGCCCGGACAGAGGGAGAGGAACUUCCAGCCAGAGCAGGACGCCGGGAAGGUCUUCAAAGGGCACAGGAACCAGGUGACCUGCCUGUCGGUGUCUACUGACGGCAGCGUGCUGCUCUCGGGCUCCCACGAUGAGACCGUGCGCCUCUGGGAUGUGCAGAGCAAACAGUGCAUCCGGACGGUGGCCCUCAAAGGCCCAGUCACCAACGCCACCAUCCUACUGGCGCCCGUCAGCAUGCUGAGCUCAGACUUCAGGCCCAGCCUGCCGCUGCCCCACUUCAACAAGCACCUGCUGGGCGCAGAGCACGGGGACGAGCCGCGCCACGGUGGCCUCACCCUGCGCCUGGGCCUCCACCAGCAGGGUUCUGAGCCCAGCUACCUGGACCGCACCGAGCAGCUGCAGGCCGUCCUGUGCAGCACCAUGGAGAAGAGCGUGCUUGGUGGCCAGGACCAGCUGCGGGUCCGUGUAACGGAGCUGGAGGAUGAGGUGCGCAACCUGCGCAAGAUCAACCGGGACCUGUUCGACUUCUCCACGCGCUUCAUCACGCGGCCGGCCAAGUGAGGCCCGGUGACCCGGGCCCGAGGCUCCCAGGCCUGAGCCCCACGCCUCCCAGCGACCGGAGCCCGCGGGUGUGGCCCCCACCAGCCCAGGCCUGGACUCUCCCGAGUUCUGUGUCGUGUUCGGGCUUUUCCUCUGUGACUGGGCCGUCUUGGUGUCUCGUGGCACUCGUCUCAUUGGUGCUAGCCUGUUUUUAACAAAAGAGGAUGAAAGGC
Rhinopithecus roxellana (golden snub-nosed monkey) is the source of this 1588-nucleotide messenger RNA. RefSeq names its product WD repeat domain 18 (gene WDR18). The record is from RefSeq and is a predicted model, not a curated record. Lineage: Eukaryota; Metazoa; Chordata; Mammalia; Primates; Cercopithecidae. The coding region runs from base 42 to 1376 and encodes 444 amino acids. Gene Ontology annotation, cellular component: nuclear pre-replicative complex. The transcript has 10 exons. Gene Ontology annotation, biological process: DNA-templated DNA replication; rRNA processing. Gene Ontology annotation, molecular function: protein binding.